UUCAAAUAAUGUAUGAUAAAAUUAAAUGGCGUUCUUUAGAUCGCUCUCGAGGUUAAGUAAUAUCGGGAUGCUAUCGCAAUAUGUUGAUAAGGUAGAGGAUCUAGGACGCCGGAACUUGCUUUUACGUGUGCAUAUCAAGCACCUAUAUUCUAUAUGGCAGCUCUGCAAAAACCGAGAGUCAUACAGUUUGGGUGUCAUAGCAACUAACCAUUUUUAUAAUUUUGGUCGUCAGCUAACUCCGGAAGGAGUCAAUAAGUUUUUCGUUUUUGCGUUGCGUUGCGGUGAACUCGACGAGUCAUUGAAGUUGGUGGGCGGUACGAAGGACUGGCUGCCGAAACCUCCAGAUACCGACUUGGCUCAUAUCCUCAUGAGUGCGUUUGUUAUCCGCAAAGACUAUAUGAACGUUAUUAACGUUUUUGAGCUUAUACGCAACAACUGGCAAAUGGGAUCAACGCAUAUUACAUAUAGGUUGUGCAUGGAAUCUUUACUUUGCACUGAGCAGAAUCCUUUAGAAGUUGCCCUAAUGACUUGUUGUGAUUCUGCUGUCAACGACACAUCACUACCGUUUGACGUCCAUUUGUUAUUGCUGCAAUAUUUAAACUGGAGUAUGGAAAAUGCUGCCAUGGCAAACUUUUAUGAAAAAAUCAAGACUAUCAUACUCCGUCGCGUCCAGCUGGAGUGUCAACAGGUUUCCCCUUUUGGGGAUUCACGAAUGCAAUUAACAGACAUGAGGUAACUGGAAACAUAUUAACAAUCUCAACAACAU
This is a messenger RNA of Babesia bovis T2Bo, 766 nucleotides long. RefSeq lists its product as uncharacterized. Bases 26 to 736 code for a protein of 236 amino acids. The record is from RefSeq and is a predicted model, not a curated record. Lineage: Eukaryota; Apicomplexa; Aconoidasida; Piroplasmida; Babesiidae. The transcript has 7 exons.